AUGCCGCGCUACUCCACGACUGACCAUUUGCACGUUGGUGUGCUGUUCUGCGGACCCGUUCAACUCCUCGACCUUGCGGCUGUGGACCUUUUCGCCAUGUGCAGCAAGGUCUACCUGCGCGCUUGCGAGCUACCCAAGCCCCUCGUAGCCCUCGGCCUCGAAAACAUAAAGUUCUACUUCAUUGGGGAGGGCGUCACACCCUCAGCCACGAACUCAGCCUCUGCCGACGCUGCAACCAGUACUGCUUUCCCAGCACCAGCGGAGACGACCCUCGUUGCCAGUACACCUUCUCUUGGCCUGAACAUGCAGCUCACACACGACAUCGCGUCCGCUGCCGUGGCGCCGGGUAAGCUCGACAUCCUCGUCAUCCCAGGCUCAGAUCCGAAGUUCGUCCCCUCGGAAGCCAUGGCUGCGUAUAUCUUGGCCCAGUCAACUUCUCCUCAGACAGAUGUCCUGAGCAUCUGCACAGGCAUCUUUCCGCUCGCACGUUCGCCUGGAGUUUUGGACGGGCGGGUCGCCACUGGGCCCAGGCCACUUGUGGACAUGAAGCUACGAAAGCUGAAUCCGAAGGCAGAUUGGCAUGACCACAGAAGGUGGGAGGUUGAUUCGUGUGCCAAGCAUUCCGCAGAAGGUGUCAAUCACGAAAGAUCAACAGGUGGAGAGCUAUGGACAUCAGGAGGCAUCACUGAGGGGACGGAGAUGGUGGCAACGUACUUGAGGGAGAAGAUGAGUGCCGAACUAGGUCAACUGGUCUGCGAGCUUGCAGGCGUGGGUGGUAGACCAAGAGAGUAUGAGCAGACGAAGGUGACGAUGGGUGCAGGGUUCUUCUGGUUGAUUGUGAAGAGCCUCUGGCGUGGGUUGUGGGCCGGGGGAAAGGAGAAGGUCCGUCUUAACGUCCAGGCAUACCGCAAACGCAAACACGAGGCGGAAAAGGAUAAGCAGGUCGCCAAGGAGCCGAAUCUGAAGUGGGUGGAAGACACGAAAUGGCAGCAGGAAUACGACCAGCAUAGUCGCUAUGGGCGAGAGUCUGACGCCGACCAAGACAGCAAACGGUCGAGCUUUUCCGGCAGUCUGAAGUUCGAGAGUGCCGACGAAGAUGCGAUUAGUGCUGAAGUGGUGGCACGAACGCCACAGAUGUACAAUUCACCCAGCGCCGAGAAGCAGAAUACCCUUCAAAUUCUAUCAAUGUUCACCGAGCGCUUCUUGCCGGAUCAGCUGUCGAUGCCGUCGAUGUUCGACGUGCAGACCAUACGGACGCCUUGUGCGCUGUGGGUGACAACGGCCGCACGGCAAGCUCGCUCACAAGAAUCUGGCGCACUGAACGAUGUGCUCCAUUCGAUAGUAAUAGCAGUCAUCUCUCAGGAGCAGCAAAGGCCUGAUCUUACCAUAGAGGCUCACAGACUCUACACGAGGAGUCUGAACAAGACAAGACGAGGCUUAGGACCGAUUCUCGCCAACAGCUACAGAGCCAGCGAGACCGAUAUCCUAAAUAUGUUCCUGGCUUGCCAUGCUGCAGCAGUGUACGAAAUGAUAGCGAAUGGAAAUAUGACCGAUAUGAGACGCCAUAUCUUGGGCAUCGGUCUGUUGAUUGAACAUCAGCGCUGUAUGCCAGACUUUCCUACCGUCACUGGCAAUUCUCUGGUCGAGGAAUACCGUAUGAUGGAGAUCCACUUCUGCCUACUCGAGCGAAGGCUCUCUACAACGUGUCGCAUGAAAGGCCUAACGCCCGAGCCAGCCAGAAUCUCGCACAGCGAAGCGAUCUUGAACACCGAUAUAGGUCUCGUCGGGUCAUUGCUCGACCUCGCGGACCAGAUUCUGCCCAUUAUGGUCGAACUUGACUCCUUCAAAGAGACCGGCCGUCCUAGUGCGGGCCAUCUGAUGAGACUGGUACAGUCGGCUCUAAGCCUGCAUGCCCAAUUCGACUCCUGGUCAAACUUCCUGCACGACAAAGCAUUCCCAGGAUCGCCGCACUCCGAUGCAUCGUCAGACGCAGACAGCGAGCCCCUCGACCUCUGCCAGAUCACGCAGUACGAAUACGUCACAUGCUACCUGUUCAGUCUGUCCUACGACCUUCACGCCAUCGAAAUGUGUAUAGAAGCUGUCACUGCUCUGACACAAAGGACCGAGCACUCACCCUCUCACAGUCCAUCCGUCACGAAGCCCUCGGCCCAGCAACAGCUCCUUCGCACACAAUCUCUCGCGGUGGCAGGCACGAUGCUGGAGUUGAUGCCCUAUCUUUUUCAGCAGGACAAAGGCAUUAUCGGUCGGUCGAUAGCCAUCUGGCCACUUGAGGCUGUGUGGCGUGUGCUAGAUGCCGAAAGCUCCAGACUGUCCGGCGAUGAAUAUGUGGCCAAGACGCUGAACGUCUCGGACGACUUUAGAACUAAGAUCAAGCAGAAUCGCACGCUGGUGGAGAAAUACUACAAGCUCUGCCGGCAAAGUGGCAGGACUGCGCAAGCGUACGGUCUCCCAUUAAUCCAAGUCAGAGAUUGUGAUGAAGUAGCGAACGGCUGCUGCCAAGGGAAGCAACGCGUUCACAGCAUCGACACUGACGACGAGGUGAGCGAAGCUUAUGCUGAUUGA
Cyphellophora attinorum is the source of this 2583-nucleotide messenger RNA. RefSeq lists its product as uncharacterized. The transcript has 2 exons. Bases 1 to 2583 code for a protein of 860 amino acids. Lineage: Eukaryota; Fungi; Ascomycota; Eurotiomycetes; Chaetothyriales; Cyphellophoraceae. The record is from RefSeq and is a predicted model, not a curated record.